Molecule: messenger RNA, 452 nt
Organism: Ruditapes philippinarum (Manila clam)
Lineage: Eukaryota; Metazoa; Mollusca; Bivalvia; Venerida; Veneridae
Exons: 4
Coding region: 54-452 (132 amino acids)
Source: RefSeq, a predicted model, not a curated record
UUAACCUACACAUACUUUGUUGACCAAUUUGAUGUAUUCAAUGUAGGGCAUUUAUGUUAUCUGAAUGCUUAUACCUGACAAGGUGUAUAUUAACUUACAAUAUUAUACUAAACAUGAAAGUGCUGAUUAAUAUUAUUGUGAUUUCAUCGGUACUGAGUGUGGCAUCUGCAUUGUACUGUCUUUCAUGCAAAGGUAUAGCUGAGGCCAGAAAUUGUGCAGAUAUUGAGAAAUGUUCAGAUGGACAGGUAUGUUACAGUACACAGAUGAUUUCACCAAAAGGGAUAAUCUUUCGAAAUAUGGGCUGUCGCGACGUAGCGAUGUGUAAACAUGGAGUCAUUGUUGGAAAGAGAAACAUAUACAAUCGUGAAAGUAUGGUUAAUGUCGACAAGUUCGAUGAAUCUCUAGAAGCUGCAAGCAACCAGGCCAAAAUGGCAGAAGUGCGGUCUAUUUGA